AUCUCUCUUCUUUUUUCCUUUUUAUUCUCCCUCAACCACUCCUCUCUCUCUCUACCUUAUCUUCUCAACCAUUCCCCUAGCUCCUCCUUCCCCUCCCCUCCUCCGUCAACAGCGGCGGCGGCCCCGGCGGUGGCGGCUGCUCCCCCUCCCCUCCUCCCCGUGAGGGAGUAGCGGCUCGGCGGGAGAAGGCUGCGGCGGCGGCUCCGUCGGCGAGGCGCGGCGGCUGCUGGCGAAGGGGUGUGGCGGCUGCUGGCGGAGGCGACGCAGUGGCUGCGGCGGGCGCGGGACGGGCGGCGGACAGCGCGGCGGCCGCGGCAGCGCGUUGCUCGGCGAAGGAGCGGCAAGCAGCGAGCGGCGCGCGAGGCGACGGCCAGGCGAGGCGGCAGCCUACGCAACUGGCGGCGGUGGGCGGGCUCGCGACGGCAACGGCGAUAAGUUUCUCCUCCGCUCGUUGACGAGUUUCUGUAGUAGUUUCACGAGUUUCGCCGUAGAGCUCGGGGGAGGCGGGCAGGCUCAACGGCUCGCAGCGGCGGCCGGAUGCGGGCAGUCGACGAUGUUCGCGUUUUUUUUAUUUUUGGGUUUUUUUUUUGCGUGCGGGAGAUAUAAAUUGACCGUACGGGAUAAUCGAUUAUCCAGUGCGGUCCACUUAAUCCGACCGUAUGGAAAAAUGUUUAUCCUGUACGGUUGGGCUGCCCGCAUAUAAAAAUAUUCAUUUUCCAGACGCGUGGGUCCAGACGGUUGGGGAGCAGUGGCGAAGAGGAGGGACGCGGCGGGUUGUACAUCGCAGCCACUAGCGGGAGGGAGGAGGAGUUUGGCGGCAGCAUCGACAUGGUUGCCUUGUUGCUAGGUUCGACACGUGACAAACGACUUGGAUGACGACAUGCGAGGUGCACUGUCGAAGGCCAGCUCACUCUAGACACCAAUCUGGAUGUCACAAAUUCACAAUGGAGCUAGUUGGCAUCGAGGUCGAUGCUAUUGCAUGGAGCUCACGCCGCCUUCGACUGCUCAGGGAUGCUACCGGAGCAUGCCACCGUCUUCGCCUUGAUUCAGGGCUAUCGUCGUGUGGCCGUUUAUUCCUCCCGAGCUACCAAUAAGGGCGAGCAACCUCCUCGCUCUGCCCAUCCACGGAUCCACCCACUGCUGUGCCGCCGCCCAACGGGCCUACUUGCCACCAGCGCCCUGGCCAAACCAGGGCGUUGCGGCGCUCGGCCACGCCAGCCCACGGCGACCCCUUUCUGUGCUGCCUCUCCUCUGUCGCUUCCCGCCACCGCGCCGGCGUCUGUCCUGGGCACGUGAGCGAGAAAAAGGUACACUAAAAAAUAAUCCAAGAAGAAUAGAAGGGAACGAGGAGAAGAAGCAAGAAAGAAAGAAGAGAAGAGAAAGGAAAAAAAAGGUGGGACCCAUUGUAUUUUUUUUUAUUUUUUUAACCAUAUAAUCACUGACAUGUGGAUCCUACCGACUUUUUAUGAUUGCAAGUGCCACAUCAACAACAUGUGAGAUGAUAACCCCAAUCAAACUAGCCACAUAGAUAUCACCUUAGCAGAAAUCGUCAUUCAAACCAUCUUGGAAUCAAGUUUACAUUGUGGAGUUGAAAGACACGUUAUAUCUUUUUUUUUUGAGAAAUGAAUUUAAAACUUCACGUCAAAUUGAAAAAUAACUUAUUUCCAAUGCAAAUAGUAGUGCCUAAUACCGUUUAAUGUUUGGGUCUAACACGUCUAUGGCUCACUCACCGCACGUAAAAUGAAGUAGUGUUUAGCGCGUGAUUAAUUAAGUUUUAGCUAUUUUUUUAAAAAAUAGAUUAAUAUAAUUUUUAAGCAACUUUUCUAUAGAAAUUUUUUAAAAAAACUGUAUAUUUUAGCAGUUUAAAAAGCAUGCGCGCCGAAAAUAAGAAAGUGCUGGAAACUCCCACCGAACACAGCCUAUAUCCAACACGGGGAAAGAGGCCCACUUUGAUCUGUUUCCGGAAGGAAACCAGCCCACCACCUCGUAUCCUUCGAGAUAAAAAGCUCUCUUUUGUUUUCUUUUCCUAAAUGUUGCAAUUCUCUUUUCCUGAUAGCGCUUCAAGCAUUGCUACUGAACUUAAGAAAGAAGAUUAAUUAAUCUUAUCACCAAUUAUCAGGUUGCAUCCACCAGCAAAAAACACUUCUAAAAUUCAUGCCGAGCUGUUCACCACCAGCUUUUCAGGUCCGGCUAGCGUUAUCCCAAAUUAUGAUGAUCUCGUUUGGUAUAAUUAUGCUUGAACAUUUAAGUGGUUGCUAAACUUAACUUUUUUAAGAGAAAUUUUACGAUUCUUGAUGAGGUAUUAUGAUACAUCAAAAAUUUAAUGUAAAAUUUAGUACCUAAUAGUAUCUAGGUAUUAAGAGAUACUAAAUUUACAAUAAAAAAAAGAUACCAUAGCUCCUUGAGGAUGUAAAACUGCUCCUUUUUUAAACUUAUGUUGUACAUAAUUGAAAUUGACAAUAUACAAUGUAUAAGGGUAUUUGCACUAACCACAUCUCUUAUCUGUAAAACAAACCAACCGUUUAUUUUAAUGGUAAAUUUUAAAAUAUAAGCAUCACACAACAUAAAACGAUAGUUAUUUUUUGCUCCGAUAGUUCGACGCGAUCACCCUAUGUGCUUCCUACGCGAAAAUCAAUUUGUCCACGGCGGUAAAAAUUGGUGGCCAAGCCAGCAAAAAAAGUGGACGUCUGGACCGUCCGAUCUCCUCCGAAAAUAACGCGAGACCAUCCGAUCACACAAAAAAGAAGAAAAUCUCGCUCGUGUGGCGGCCUAAUCCCAGCGGCCAACCGCUCGCAGAGCCAGGGCCAACCAACGUGCCGGCGCCAGAGGAAAAAAAGGAAAAAAAAAAUUCCUGCGGGCGCGGGCCCCACCCACCUCUUGGCCCAUUCCCCAAGAAAGAAUCCUCGCAGAGAUAAUCGCAGGCUCGCAGUGCUCGUGCGACGACAGAGAGGCGAGGAACAGAGAGAGGGGGGAAAGCGAAACGUACAAAUUCAAAAUCACUCCCCAAUUUCCCCCGAAUAAUUCCACCGUCGCCUAAAGCCAGUUUCAUCGGGAACGCCUCGAAUUUUCCGAUCCCUAGGCGGGCGGGCGGGGGAGGUGGAGUGCCCGCGGCGCGGCGCGGCGGUGGUUAGGGUUUGGGGCUCGUCGGCGUCGGCGAGGGCGGAGGGGGGGGGGAUGGAUCCGGAGCAGACGUUCCUGCGGGUGCACGCGCGGCUGUCCGGGAUGCUGUCGCAGCUGCUCACGCCGCGGAUCCGCCUCGCGCUCGAGUACCUCUACCUCGCCGGCGCCGUCGCGCUCUUCUGCCUGCUCGUCGUCAUGCACACCAACUUCGUGCAGCAGCCUGGCUGUUCAAGCGAGUUUUCUGGGAUUGAAUUUGGUGAAGCGCAACUUGUCCAAAUCAAGAUAAUCAGUGGUGGACUAUGGGUCAGCAAAGGUGCAUCCUACAUUAUGGAUCUUCAGAACCUGGGGCGUUCAGCUGAGAAAAUUCUAGAGGUUAAUGGUGAUAGGUUCAAUAUUUUGGCAUCUAAGUUUUGGUCAACUUGGGUUGGUCCUGGAGCUAGAAGGAGCAAAAUUAUGUUCAGAACUUGGAAGGGAGACAAGGAAUUUGAACCACAACCAGAGAAUGCAGCUGACACAGCUAUUACCGCAACCACUUCAGGAGUAUCGGAUUCGAAGACAACUGUGGAGGGUUCUGCAUACCAUCCAUUAUCCGCAAAAGAAUCAUUUAAAGCAGCAGUUAUGUAUUUAUUCAGAAAGUGGUACUUUCGUGUUGUCUCGUUCUGGAGGAAUAUAAAACAACUUUCAGAUAAUACUUUUCAAUUAAUGUUCAGAUCAAACUGGAAUGACUUCCUCCAUACCAUCAAGGGUAUUCAAUUACCAAGCGUGGAUCAUCUUGUUUCAACAAUAGUACAGUGGUUUGAGAGACGAAGCAAAGCAUUUGAACCUACCUAUUUAUAUGGUGUGGAGAAGGGAUAUUUCUUGCUUUCAGAAGGGGCCAAAGUUCGUCAUGGUGUUCGGACUAUAAAUAUCACAAUUUCUGCUCGAAAUCCUUGCUUUGGAAAUAGGUGGCAACAGCUUUUAAUAAACAGCAUUGUUGGCUAUGACACUAUACUUACAAACAGCUUAGUGAACUCCCCUGGUCAUGGCUAUUUAUACAACUUUCAAACAAAGGAGCUUUAUGAUCUCAGUUACGGACAUGAACCACCAGCAGGUCCAACAAGAUUUGGAGAUUAUUUUGUGACGAAAUGUGGUGUACUUUUAAUGUCACUCUUUGUUUUUUUCACAACCACCAUGUCUGUUUCAUUUACCCUGAGAGAGACGCAAUCCCGCAUGCUUAGGUUCACAGUGCAGCUUCAACAUCAUGCACGCCACCAACUCCCCACAUUUCAACUGAUAUUUGUCCAUGUUAUCGAAUCAUUGGUUUUUGUUCCGAUAAUGAUUGGGAUCCUCUUUUUUCUAUUUGAGUUCUAUGAUGAUCAGUUGCUUGCAUUUCUAGUUUUGACUCUUGUAUGGUUGUGUGAGCUAUUUACGAUGAUCAGUGUGAGGACAUCUAUAUCAAUGCAGUUCUUCCCGCGCUUUUUCUUGCUGUAUUUCUUGGUUUUCCACAUUUACUUCUUCUCGUACACAUAUGGCUUCUCCUACCUGGCCUUUUCUGCCACCGCGGCGUUCAUGCAACAUCUAAUUUUAUAUUUUUGGAACCGCUUCGAGGUGCCAGCCCUUCAGAGAUUCAUUAGAAGCCGAGCUCACCUUCACCAACAAACGGGUGUUCAGAUCACAUCCUCAACCAUCUAUACAUCAACAUUACAUAUAGCAAGGGUAAAUAUGAGGGACCCUGGCGCAAUGAAUGAGGGCCUUGGUGCUGCUCGUGAAGCAGAUGCCCUGCUGGUUCCGGAUGAGCCUAACAGGAACCAACAAGAGGGUCAACCAAUUGAAAAUGCAGAGUUAGUGGCCAACAAUCCUCUGCACUAUCAAGAUCAAAACCCUCAGCAACCUGGCAAUGCUCCGGCAGGCUCUGGCUCCUUGAAUCCAUUUGGUUCCCUUUUAUUGUGGUUGCUAGGAGGCGGAGCUUCUGAUGGCAUAGUAUCUUUCUUCUCUAUGUUUAGAGAUGUCCGUGAUCAUGGUCAAGAUUACACUGAUCCACCUCGAAAUGAAAAUGGUCAGGUAACAUAGAAAAUAUAGGAAGGAAAACAGAAGGGAAUUGCAGACGAAGAACACUGGUGGAGGGCGGUUGGGCGAAAGUUGCCUAUGUUAUUAAGCAAGCUGAUAUGUUGCCCGCUCCACCAUCAAAGGAUAAUGACGAAUAUGCAUUGCAGACUUGUGUCGGCUGAACAUACCGCGUUAAGCUGCAGAAUCUGUUAAUUUCUUUUCUUUUUCGUUGUUGAGUAAGGUUGCUGAAUUGUACCUACUCAUGACAUGUGUACAUUCCCUACCGUCUGAAUGGGCAAGCCCGGCCUAUUCUUGUACAGAAAUGUUCUUCAGCUCAUCUCAUUUUGCUUUUUCUGUUGAAAUCUUUUGUACCCUAUAUAGGUUGGAACUGCAACAUGCAGUAUUGCAGGCUUGCGCUGCGCUCCUGUGUGUUCUACAAAAGAAUUGUGUAGCUUGUCAAUGCAAUUUUGUGCUGACAAAUUAUAUUCGAUUUGGAUUUGUUACAAGACAAUUUA
Molecule: messenger RNA, 5660 nt
Organism: Oryza sativa Japonica Group (Japanese rice)
Lineage: Eukaryota; Viridiplantae; Streptophyta; Magnoliopsida; Poales; Poaceae
Product: membralin-like protein At1g60995
Biological process (GO): positive regulation of ERAD pathway; response to endoplasmic reticulum stress
Cellular component (GO): endoplasmic reticulum
Source: RefSeq, a predicted model, not a curated record